AUGCAGGGUUUCGGGAGUUCAACGGUGAUCUCGAAGAGGAUAUAUGUGGCAGGAAUGCAUCCAGAUUCGUUCGUGGAUAGGCGUGAUUCAGGAAGGAUUCCAGCUCAUCCAGUGGGAAACGGGACUCGUGGCGGAUUCCAGGAAACGGAGAACAUGAGUCAUGGAGCGGAUCCUGGGAACAUCAGAACAAGGACAACAAGAAGGACGCGAUCAUCUCGGGCUUCAUUUACUCCGGCACCGACACAACACAAUGGACCAUGGAUCACGCAGCGGAAGACGCGAGCCAGGACCAGAGCUACUCCUCCGCCCCUCCCGGUCUUCGAGAUCUCCACUCGGAACCGCUUCUCCCCUCUUCGCGAGUCGAAACGCGACGACGCCGUGAUCAUCGGCACGUCCAUGGUCCGCCAUGUCCGUGCAACCUUAGGUAAAGGUAAGGUGCGCUCUCACUGCUUUCCUGGUGCUCGUGUUCUUGAUAUCGCUGCACAGGUUCCCGAAAUCCUGACCGGGGACGAGCGCGUCGGAGCUGUGGUGCUGCAUGCGGGAGGGAGCGACGUCAGGCUGCGGCAGACGGAGGUUCUGAAGAGGGACUACAUGAGCCUGAUCGAGGCGGUACGCAACACAGCGCCUGAGGCAACGAUCAUCGUGUCUGGACCGCUUCCCACGUACCGACAAGGACAGGAAAGGUUCAGUAGACUAUUUGCACUAAAUGAAUGGUUAAUGUCACUGUGUAAUGAACAGAAACUGCUCUUUGUAAAUAAUUGGAAUCUGUUUUGGGAGCGACCCAGGCUGUACCGUGCUGAUGGCCUGCACCCCAGCAGAGCCGGAGCGGCUUUCACCUGCACUGGAUUCACCAUCACCCGCACUGGAUUCACCUUCACCUGCACACUGACCACUGAGUCCCUGCGCCACCAUCUGCUGAGAAUUCCUUGA
Rhinichthys klamathensis goyatoka is the source of this 930-nucleotide messenger RNA. RefSeq lists its product as uncharacterized. The transcript is spliced from 5 exons. The coding region runs from base 1 to 930 and encodes 309 amino acids. NCBI's taxonomy places the organism in Eukaryota, Metazoa, Chordata, Actinopteri, Cypriniformes, Leuciscidae. The record is from RefSeq and is a predicted model, not a curated record.